Saprolegnia parasitica CBS 223.65 is the source of this 216-nucleotide messenger RNA. RefSeq lists its product as hypothetical. The coding region runs from base 1 to 216 and encodes 71 amino acids. NCBI's taxonomy places the organism in Eukaryota, Oomycota, Saprolegniomycetes, Saprolegniales, Saprolegniaceae. The transcript has 2 exons. The record is from RefSeq and is a predicted model, not a curated record.
AUGAAGUACCCUCGCUGCGUCCUGCUCGUGCUCGCUGCGCUUCUCGCGCUGGCGCAGGCCAAGUCCAUCCCGGUGGCCGCCGCCACGGACGCCCAUGCGCACGACCUCCGCGUCGCCCGCUUCGCCCUCGACACUCUCAACGCGCACCUCUCGACCGCCCACGCGAUGCAAACCUUCUCGGCCCCCGACGUGACGCCCGAGGCCGCCAAGGAGUAG